Ananas comosus (pineapple) is the source of this 1404-nucleotide messenger RNA. Its product is annotated as AP2-like ethylene-responsive transcription factor AIL7. The coding region runs from base 155 to 1252 and encodes 365 amino acids. The transcript has 8 exons. Lineage: Eukaryota; Viridiplantae; Streptophyta; Magnoliopsida; Poales; Bromeliaceae. Gene Ontology annotation, biological process: regulation of DNA-templated transcription. The record is from RefSeq and is a predicted model, not a curated record. Gene Ontology annotation, molecular function: DNA binding; DNA-binding transcription factor activity.
UCUCUCUCUCUCCCAAAGUAAGAGCAAAAGGGGGACUCAUCCCACCAGGUUCGAUCCCCAUUCCCAUCUCCUCCUCAAUCCCUACCUUGUUCUCUCCCGUGAUCGAAACCCUAAACCCUCGAUCGAUCGCGAUUCCUACAGGAUCGAUCGAUCCAUGGCCCCGACGAACACCUGGUUCUCGGUCCCCUUCCCCACCAUGGAAAUGCUACUCCGACCUUGCUCCUACGAUCAAAUCGACCCCUCCCUCGCCGCCCCCGCGCCAUACCAACGCUACGACCAGCUCCUACCUCAGGCGACGAAGAUGGAGGCGAUCGUCGUCGGCGACGGUGAAGGAUCGGCGCCGGAGCCUUUGGAUCCGAGCACCGAAACCCUAAUCGGAGCUCCGGGCUCGUCGGCGCCGCCGCCGCCGCCGAGGGGGGAGGAGGAGGAGGAGGAGAGGAGGGUGGGGAUGGGGUCGGUGCAGAGGACGUCGGUGUACAGAGGAGUAACGAGGCACAGGUGGACGGGGCGGUACGAGGCGCACCUGUGGGAUAACACGUGCAGGAGGGAGGGCCAGAAGCGGAAGGGGAGGCAAGUUUACUUGGGUGGUUAUGACAAGGAAGAAAAGGCAGCAAGAGCAUAUGAUCUUGCAGCUUUAAAAUAUUGGGGCCUUAGUGCUGUGACUAAUUUCCCGGCAGAAAAUUAUAGCAAAGAGAUUGAGGUUAUGAAGGACAUGAGUAAGCAAGAAUUUAUAGCCUCACUAAGAAGAAACAGUAGCGGGUUUUCAAGAGGCGCUUCUAUUUACAGAGGUGUAACGAGGCAUCACCAACAAGGACGGUGGCAAGCUAGAAUAGGGCGUGUUGCAGGUAACAAGGAUCUCUACCUAGGAACAUUUGCCACUGAAGAAGAAGCUGCCGAGGCCUAUGACGUAGCCGCAAUCAAAUUCAGAGGGGCCAAUGCUGUCACCAAUUUCGAGCUAAGUCGAUACGAUAUUGCAGCUAUCGCCAGUACCGAACUGCCGAUUGGUUCGUCCGCAAAGAGGUUGAAGCAUUCUAUGCAAGACUCUGAUGGCGAACUUGCUUCGAACGGCUCAUUCAUCCCGGAGCCCACAAAUGGUUUGUCAAAUAGUUUGCCGUCGGCUCUCUUUUGCAAUCUCCUCCAACUUGACCCUCCUAACUACGAGUUCUCAGCCUCUUUAGCUUACUAUAAUAUUGGUGAGACUAACCCAGAUGCAUGCAGGCAGUGUGUUUACUUGCUCUCUGAUAGUAACUAACGUAAACAGUAACGACUCGACAACAACUUAAAAGUCGUGGGGGGUGGAGCUCUCCCAUUGACAUAGCCCUUAAUUAUCUUACUGAUAAACUAAUCUUUUGAAGAUGGGUAGUUGCCUGUGUAGUUCUUUUUUGACUCCUUUUUAUCUUUUGC